AUGUCUGUUGUACCAGGUGAAAGUAGAGGACAGCCUAAUGCAGGCCACACCAGUGCAAGACCCUACACCAACAAAGACCCAGACCCAGCAAACCAGGCCUUGGGAGCUUUUGAAUCAGCUCCUGGCCUAGUUGUGCCUGUGGUGCGUAUGAGCUCCCCAGCUGGCAGUUUGCCUUCUGAAUUGGUUCUAGAGGCCUCACAGCUGGCCAUUCAUGCUCCUAGCCUGCUGAGCCGAGAAAAAGGGGCAUUAGCUGCUGACCUGUAUAUUCAUAUACUUCUCAUGUAUGUCUUGGCAGAUCUUUUGCUGGUUAUCCCUACAGGUCAAUUUCAGGUGAUUGGCCCAGAGGAGCCUAUUCAGGCCUUGGUGGGAGAAGAUGUUAUUUUCUCCUGUCAUGUCUCACCCAAGAUGAGUUUGGAGGACAUGGAGGUGAGGUUCUUCAGGAACCAAUUCUCUUCCAUACUGCUUCUGUACAAGGAUGGAAGAGAAAUACAGAAGAGCCAGAUGCAAGAAUAUCAAGAGAGAACUCAAUUUGUGCAAGUAGUCAUCGUUGAAGGGAAACUCUCCUUAAAACUGAAGAACAUAACCCUUUCAGAUUCAGGGAUAUAUGGAUGCUGGUUCAGCUCCCAAACUUUCUACCAGCAGUACACUUGGGAGCUAAAGAUAGCAGCUCUUGGGUCAUCCCCUCUCAUCUCUCUUAAGGGAUAUAGAGACAGAAAAAUCUUUUUGAUAUGUCAAUCAGCUGGCUGGUUCCCUAGGCCUGAGGUACAGUGGAAAAAUCAUCAGGGACAGUCCUUGUCAUCAGACUUCAAGGCAAACACAAAGGAUAAUGGCCUAUUUGACAUAGAAACCUCUCUAGUUAUACAAAAACCUUCCACUGGGGAUAUUUCAUGUUCUAUACGUAUCUGGGGCUUCAGACAGGAGUCCAGAGUGAAAAUAGCUGAUGAAUUUUUCCAGCCUUCUCCUUGGAGCUAUGCUUUCAGUAUUAUGAUGACUUUCUUUUUGAUUCUUGUUGCUUCUGGCAUAUUUCUCCACAGACAUCAAGUCAAACUUAAGGAAGAGCUGGAAUGGAGGAUAAAAAUGGGAAAGGAAGGUUGGAAAAAUGCCGCUAAGCAUGCAGUGGAGGUGACUCUGGAUCCAGAAACUGCUCACCCCAAACUCCAUAUAUCUCAAGACUGUAAAAAAGUGAACUAUGCAAACACUGUGUGUUAUGAUAUACCUGAAACUGAGAAGAGAUUUCAGUCUCCAAGUGUGGUGGCUUCACAAGGUUUCUCCACGGGAGAAUGUUAUUGGGAAGUAGAAGUUGGGAAGAAAAAUCGAUGGUACUUGGGUGUGUGUUGGGAUGAUGUAGAUAGGAAGCAAAAAGAGCCCCUGCUCUCUCCUGCCAAUGGUUAUUGGGUGCUGGGGCGAUGGAACCAACAUGAGCAUUUUACAUUCUCCCCUAGUCGACAGUCUCUAACUUUUCAGGUCCAGCCAGAGCGAGUGGGUAUUUUCCUGAACUGUAAGUAUCAGCAAAUCUCCUUCUUCAAUGUGACUGACAAAUCACACAUCUAUACAUUCACUGGAUGUGAUUUCAAUAAGAAAAUCCUCCGCCCAUACUUCAGGCCUCGUUCUAAUGACAUAAAUGAAUACAAUCCCACUUUGGUUAUCUGUACCAAUUUAACUGGCAUUGCAGAAAAUGAUACAUCUCCUUCUAACAGUGAUUAUAGAGGCAAAGCUGUGAUAUCAGAAGAGUAG
Dromiciops gliroides (monito del monte) is the source of this 1734-nucleotide messenger RNA. Its product is annotated as butyrophilin-like protein 3. Gene Ontology annotation, cellular component: external side of plasma membrane. The transcript has 10 exons. Gene Ontology annotation, biological process: T cell receptor signaling pathway; regulation of cytokine production. The coding region runs from base 1 to 1734 and encodes 577 amino acids. Gene Ontology annotation, molecular function: signaling receptor binding. The record is from RefSeq and is a predicted model, not a curated record. Lineage: Eukaryota; Metazoa; Chordata; Mammalia; Microbiotheria; Microbiotheriidae.